AUGAAUCGGUCGAAAGAAAUCGCGAUAUCCGAUGAUUUUGAUGAAAUCACUGCUUUAAUGCAAGAAAUCGAAUCUGAGAUUGUUCCGGCAAUGUCGCAACUGUCCCAAACUGAAGUAUCGAACUUCUUGUUUAACAUAUUUAAGAAGAAGGCGCAGUCGCAACUUGUGCCUCAUUGUUUCAGCUCUUAUUUGGCUGGCAAGCUUCCUGCUCGUGGCACCCUCUUUCUUAGUAUCAAUUAUAUCUCUUUCCUUCCAUCUGUAUCCAACAUUGAAACUCAAUUUUCUGUUCCUUGGAUUAAAGUUGUCUAUCGGUUCAUCGUGGCUUCGCGUGUUGAUGAAACAUUUUGCAUUAUUCAAAGACUGGCAGAUCUCGGUGCGCGUCGGCUGUUGGAUAACGACGCUUAUACGGCUUUGGAACGUGAUCCUAUUCGGUUUUCAAGUAGUGGCUCCAUCCUAUCAUCACACCAUCUCCUCUCACGGUUGGACACCUACUCACGAAGCGAGGCCUAUCGGAAGCAAUUUCACCUGCCCACAUCCGAGAUUCUUUAUUGUGAAGCCUCAUGCCUCCUCUGCACUCCCUUCAACAAGGCUGAAAUAGCCGGUCGGAUUUACCUUUCAGAAAACUUCCUCUGUUUUCGGAACAGUGGCAAUACCUAUCUAUUGCUCGUUGUCCCAUUGAGUGAGGUGAUUUCGGUGGAUGUGCACAUUUCUCAAGUGAAUCCUGAGUACUCCGAUAUCAUCAUCUCAAAUAAAGAUACGGUAUUUGUUUUCGUCAAAGUGUAUGAUGAGGAGGGCUUCAUCGAUCGACUCAAAUACGUCGUUUGUGAUUCAUCAACCGUUUUUGAUAGUGGUCCUGAGGAAGUCAUCAUGGCUGAAGAAGCUCUGUGGAGCCUAAAUGAAUCGAACCCACCUCACUCCAGUGCUUCUCGAAUAGCAGCGCCAUUGAAAGCUUUGAGUCAACCCAAUGGCGCAAACGCAGAAAACCAGCAAAACAGCGUUACUGGAAAUGAGUCCUCAGAUAUAAAAACAGAAGUAUCUACAACCGACCACCAUUCAGCACGUUUCAUCGACUACUUCCCCCUCGACGACACCUCAACGAGCCAGAUGGAACAAAGUCGUAAUGCUGCUUGGGAACGGUAUUUUUCCAUCUAUGGUAAAGGUAGAUCCAUGUACGUCGUCGACGAGCUGGAAGAGCUCGUGCUUAAAGGCUUGCCUCAAAACCUUCGGGGGCACCUAUGGAUGCUUCUUAGUGGUGCUGAGAAUGACGUUGAUUGUGCUGCCUAA
Hydatigera taeniaeformis is the source of this 1284-nucleotide messenger RNA. The record is from the annotation of a GenBank genome assembly. NCBI's taxonomy places the organism in Eukaryota, Metazoa, Platyhelminthes, Cestoda, Cyclophyllidea, Taeniidae.